Messenger RNA from Naegleria lovaniensis, 2646 nucleotides. RefSeq lists its product as uncharacterized. Gene Ontology annotation, molecular function: ATP binding; protein serine/threonine/tyrosine kinase activity; protein serine/threonine kinase activity. The transcript has a single exon. Lineage: Eukaryota; Heterolobosea; Eutetramitea; Acrasida; Naegleriidae. The coding region runs from base 1 to 2646 and encodes 881 amino acids. Gene Ontology annotation, cellular component: spindle; kinetochore; nucleus. The record is from RefSeq and is a predicted model, not a curated record. Gene Ontology annotation, biological process: chromosome segregation; peptidyl-serine phosphorylation; protein localization to kinetochore.
AUGUUGGCCACUCCGACCCCAUCAUCAUCCACGACCACUACUGGCACCAACAAUCAUCACACCACUGGCACCAACAACAAGGAAAAUCUCCUCCAUCCUUCUUCUUCCUAUUCAUCCUCUUCUUCCAAAAAAAGCCAACCUCCUUCUUCUUCCUCAACAUCAUCAUCAUCAUCAUUAAAAUCAUCAUCAUCAAAUAAGCCUACCCUCGGAUCCUAUCUCCGACAAAGUAAACCCUAUAUUUUCGUUCCAACUCUGGAAGAAUUAAAACAAAUCUCUCCUCUUCAAAUUUAUUCUCAACUGGUCGAUGUUUAUACAAAAUUAGAUGGUUCUCCUCAUGCCAUGUAUUUGGAUCAAAAAGUUCAAUUCAUUCGAGUGUGUAUUCAUGUCAUUGAAGAUGGAAUGAUCCAUCACUUGUCGACGACAAGUAUCAUGUCGAAUACUGAAAAGGAUUUGUAUUUCAUGUGGAUGCUUCUCGCAGUUUCUCUUUUAAAUUGUAACAUGCCUCAUAUUGAGAAUGAAAUGCAAGAUCAUCUCUCGAAACAAUUUGAAUACUUUUCAUCGUGUAGUCAUCCUAUUAAGGAGGAUGAAACGUAUUACUUUUUAUAUGCUCAAUAUGAAUGGUUUGUGAAUGAUGAUCAUCAGGAUCGUAUGUUUAAGAGUCUUUCGAAAAUUCAACAAGGUUUGAAAAAGUUUGAAAAAUCACUAGUCUUGUUGCAAGUGAAGAAUUCGAUUUUGGAUUCGGGAAGUUUUCAAUUUCAUUUAAGUUUUAAACCAACUCCUCCUCCAUCCUCAAAUCAUUUCAAAUCGUUUUCACCUGAACUGCCAACUGUCACCAAAUCCAUUCCUUCAACAACCUCUUUGACCACUUUACAAAACAAAUCUUCACCUCCACAACCAACAGAAGGUCUCUUUUCGAGAGCAACACGAAGACUUUCCCCUCAACCACAUGUUCUUUCACAACAACCCUCACAACAAGGUUUAAACUCUCAAGAACGACCUUUGCAAUUGAUUAGUGCAGCAAGACCACCUUCUUCUAGGACCAAUUUAUUCACAAAACCAUCAUCACACAACAGCGUGGAAAGUUCUGUCAAUAAUGGAAUGAAUUCAUCCAAUUCGUCCAAUUCAUUGAUGAACAACAAUGCUUCAUAUGCAACACCCGUGUCGAACUCGAAUGGAGCUUUACAAUCGACGUAUCAACAAACGCAGCAAACACCUUCAUUCCUUAGUCCUCCUCCUCCAUUAACGAUUGGCAGCAUGCAACAGAAUGGAGUGUCUAAUGUGUCAACCAUGCCUUACAAUACGAGUUCUCAGUCGACAACGACAACGAACUCGUCGAUGGAAAUGUCAGCACCACUCAAGAGAUCACGUGAAGAAAUUCUUGCUUCCAAAAUGCCAACUUCUACCAAUAAUUUUGCAACUCCUUCAUCCAAACAAGUAUCCUCAACAACGACGACACCAACAAGUAGUUCCACUCCUUCCAGUGAAGGAAGUGAUACUAAAAAACGAAAAUUUACCAUCGUUGUGAAAAUCAACAAUCGAGAAUACGGAGUGAUGCGUAAAAUUGGAGUUGGAGGAAGCUGUUCUGUCUACAAGUGCAUUGACUUGGAAAAGAAUGAAGAAGUUGCCAUUAAGCACAUUAAAAUUGACAAGACUGAUGACGCCAGCAUUGUCAAGGGCUUUCUCGAUGAAGCCAAAUUAUUGGAAUCUCUCAGAGACGACGACGUCAACAAUAACAUCAUUCGAUUAAUUGACUAUGAACACAGACCUCAUCGAAGUCGAGAUGAAAUUCUUCUCGUGAUGGAAUUAGGCAGUCACGACUUUAACACAAUUUUAAAAAAGCACAAUAAGGACAAUCCCUUCACUAUUGACGAAUUGAAACAAUAUUGGAGACAAAUGCUUGAAGCUGUGGCUUUCAUUCACUCCAAGAAGAUUGUUCACACCGAUAUUAAGCCAUCUAAUUUUCUAUUAGUGAAUGGAAAGUUAAAACUUAUUGAUUUUGGAAUUGCCAAAGUACCUGAACAUGAAAAUACUCAAAACAUUUCACGAAAUACCAUUGUUGGAACACUCAAUUUUCUUCCUCCAGAAAGUUUCAAAAAUCAUGUCGUGAAUGACGGCUCAACAAAAUACAAAUUUGGACCACCUGGAGAUAUUUGGAGUUUAGGAAUUAUGCUCUAUCAAACCAUUUAUCACAAAACACCCUAUUCUGACGUUCAGGAUCAUAUCAAAAAGAUUUCUCUCAUUACAGAUGAAAAUUCUGAAAUUUCAUUUCCUGCUGUUGCAGAGGAAUAUCAACAAGCCAUUUCUCUUCUCAAAACCAUUCUAGUGAAAGAUCCCAACAAGAGGCCAUCGAUUGCAACCAUUCUACAACAUGCAUUCUUUGUUCCAAAAAAUUUAAGUGAACCACUUUUGAUUUCAUUUCGAGAUGUGCAUGAACAAACACAUUUUGUGGACAAUGUACGUCAAGUUUUCCAAUAUUUACUUUCCAAUCAUCAAUCCCUUUCUUCACAGCAAGCAUUGUAUGCUUCGUAUACAGCUCAUGAGCUUUUAAGGCUUUGUUUGGAGCGUUCGAAGCAACAACAACAACAACCACAUGGUGACAAAUUGUCAGAGGAUGAAAUUUUGAACUGUGUGAAAAAUAAGCCUUAA